This is a messenger RNA of Striga hermonthica, 867 nucleotides long. The record is from the annotation of a GenBank genome assembly. Lineage: Eukaryota; Viridiplantae; Streptophyta; Magnoliopsida; Lamiales; Orobanchaceae.
AUGAAUCCGUCGUCGUCGAAUCCUCCUCCACCGCCGCCGCAUCAGCAGGGCGACGGUUCAGGGAAGAAGAUUCGAAAGCCGUACACCAUUACAAAGUCCAGAGAAAGCUGGACAGAGGAGGAGCACGAUAAGUUCAUCGAGGCUCUUCAACUGUUUGACCGUGACUGGAAGAAAAUUGAAGAUUUUGUGGGCUCGAAAACAGUAAUUCAGAUUCGCAGUCAUGCACAGAAGUACUUCUUAAAGGUUCAGAAGAAUGGAACAGUAGCUCAUGUUCCUCCGCCUCGUCCUAAGCGUAAAGCUUCCCAUCCUUAUCCUCAGAAGGCACCUAAAAAUGUUUUGGCGCCACUACGAGCAGCUAUGGCUUAUUCGUCUGCUUCUAUGAAUUCUCUUGCACCUGGAUACCCAGCCUGGGAUGAUGCUUCAGUGCUUGUGAACAAUUUGUCCUCUGGAGCCGUGCCAUCUGAAAACGACUACAAUUUUCGUGGAGUUGAAGCUGAUAUUGGAUCAAAUGGGGCUGCCAGGACAACUAAUUCUAGUAUAAGUGGGCUUGAAAGUUCACCUAGAGGGCCACCAAGUUCCGAGGUACCAAACCAGAGCAAGCAAGGUUCUGCCCUUCACGGUAUUCCAGAUUUUGCUGAAGUGUAUGGCUUCAUUGGGAGUGUCUUUGAUCCAGAUGGUAAAAAUCAUGUGCAGAAACUCAAGGAGAUGGAUCCCAUAAAUUUUGAAACAGUCUUGUUAUUGAUGAGGAACCUUACGAUCAAUUUGUGCAGCCCUGAUUUUGAGCCCAUUAGAGAUGUUCUAUCCACAUAUGAUCUACGUCCGAAAGCUGUAGGGGUUUCUCCCGGUACUGUAAUAAGUGCUGAAUGA